AUGGCUGGUCAUGUUGGCCUUGGUUUAAAAUGCUCCAAGGAAGUUGCCACUGCUAUUCGUGGGGCAAUCAUCUUGGCUAAACUAUCCAUCGUACCAGUACGACGAGGCUAUUGGGGUAACAAGAUUGGCAAGCCUCAUACUGUACCUUGCAAGGUUACUGGUCGUUGUGGGUCUGUUCUGGUGCAUCUGAUCCCAGCACCCCGUGGUACAGGAAUUGUAUCUGCCCCUGUUCCAAAGAAACUGCUGAUGAUGGCUGGAAUUGAUGACUGCUAUACUUCAGCUGGGGGUUGUACUGCUACCCUGGGCAACUUUGCUAAAGCCACCUUUGAUGCGAUCUCCAAGACCUACAGUUAUCUGACCCCUGACCUCUGGAAGGAGACUGUGUUCACCAAGUCUCCUUAUCAGGAAUUCACUGAUCAUCUGGCUAAGACCCACACCAGAGUUUCAGUGCAGAGAACCCAAGCAGCUGCUGUGGCAACUACUUAAAUGUUUUUGUACAAAAUAAAGUGAUAAG
Chrysemys picta bellii (western painted turtle) is the source of this 514-nucleotide messenger RNA. RefSeq names its product small ribosomal subunit protein uS5-like. Gene Ontology annotation, cellular component: ribosome; cytosolic small ribosomal subunit. NCBI's taxonomy places the organism in Eukaryota, Metazoa, Chordata, Testudines, Emydidae. Gene Ontology annotation, molecular function: RNA binding; structural constituent of ribosome. Gene Ontology annotation, biological process: translation. The record is from RefSeq and is a predicted model, not a curated record.